AUGCACAAAUCGCUUUGUCUCAUUCUCUUUAUGCUAUUGGCAACCAUUGUUCCUAUUCAAGGCUACAUGGUGGUCAAACCUACUCCCACAUCGCCUGACAACAUUAGGAUGGCAGCAUUAUCAACAGCAGCACCUACUGAAUCACCCCAGCGAAAAUUGAUCAAACGUAACAACGUCCAAAAAACAUUGAGCUAUAUCCAAGAUCAAGCCGAAGCAUGCAAUAGCGAAGAUGAUGAACCCAUUGAUAAGAACGUUGAUGAGAAAAUCCGCCAGCUAUGGCAAACGGUAACCGUGUACUGUGGCAACAAUCAAGUCAAGACCGUCACCAAAACCAAAACAGCAACUGCUACCGCUACCGAGACGGUGUACUCGGAUGAUGAUGACGAUGACAAUGAAGAAUAUGAAUGUGAUGAUCAAUGCUGGAGUGAUUACUUAUGGCAUACCUACGGCUAUGGCAUUUCAGUAGCCCAAGGCUUUACUGGUAUUGCUUGCAUCAUUAUUGGUCUUUAUUUCAUGGUCUUUGGUUUUCGUUACUUUCGCCCAACAUUGGGUCUCGUUGGAUUUGUCUUUUUUGCUGUCAUGACAUGGAUCGGCCUCGUAAACAAUGAACCCAUAACAGGUUAUCCACACAAUGAGAUCGUCUACAUUUGCGUCAGCAUUGGUUUGGGUAUACUUGGUGGUAUUUUAUUCAUGUUCUUUUAUCCUAUUGGCUUGUACUUUGUGGGAGCGUUGGGUGGUUUCUUUCUUUCAGUCUAUAUCAUGUCAUGGCGAGAAAAUCUUGUCAUACAAAUCAAAGUGGCACGUAUUUGUUUUAUCAUUGGUAUGGGGGUUAUCAUGAUCAUCCUCGUGGUGCUUGUAGAAAGCUAUGCGAUUGUGUUUGCAACGUCAUUCACGGGUGCCUACUUGUUCAUCCUCGGACUUGACUUUUUCGUACACACGGGCUUCAUCAAUGCCAUGCUCUUGAUCUUUGAUGCCAAUCCCAAUCACUAUAACGUUUAUAUCAUGAACCGACCGGUGAUUGUCAUGCUGGCCUUUGUGGCAGUCCUCACUCUAUUUUCAGCUGGAUGGCAAUAUUAUUGGAACUUUAUCAAGAACAAGCGCUUCUUUGGAAUCAAUGUCGUACCAGAAAAGGCUGCGUAA
Messenger RNA from Lichtheimia ornata, 1140 nucleotides. RefSeq lists its product as uncharacterized. The transcript is spliced from 5 exons. The coding region runs from base 1 to 1140 and encodes 379 amino acids. The record is from RefSeq and is a predicted model, not a curated record. Gene Ontology annotation, cellular component: plasma membrane. Lineage: Eukaryota; Fungi; Mucoromycota; Mucoromycetes; Mucorales; Lichtheimiaceae.